Molecule: messenger RNA, 1306 nt
Organism: Erigeron canadensis
Lineage: Eukaryota; Viridiplantae; Streptophyta; Magnoliopsida; Asterales; Asteraceae
Product: AT-hook motif nuclear-localized protein 10-like
Exons: 6
Coding region: 10-1053 (347 amino acids)
Molecular function (GO): minor groove of adenine-thymine-rich DNA binding
Source: RefSeq, a predicted model, not a curated record
AGGCUGUAUAUGCAAAUGGGGGGCCUCAAGCCCCGUUAUAUGCAACAAUUCCCCAAAAUUUACCAUCGUUUUAUUACUGAAUCAGCUUUUACAUACAGUCACAGAAGUUACAAUUCUUGUAAGCCUAAUUCAGAAAGAAUUCAUUUUCCUCUCAAAAGUGAAAUCAUGUCAUCAUUCGAAAUGUCAAACAAUAACAACAUGCGAUUAGCAUACAACAACACUGACGGGACACCCAUUUACACCUCACCUGCACCUACUUAUAACAAUUCCGGCGCCGUCGCCGUCAGAAAUGGCGCCGGCGAGAGUAAUUCUAUGAUGGAUGGGGCUGUAGCCAAAAGGAAAAGAGGCAGGCCAAGGAAGUACCCAACGGCCGAUGUUAAUAAUUCUUCUUCUGCGUCUCCCAAUUUGCCGCAUGCCGUCGAGUCUGGUGGGUUUUCGUCUCCGGGUUCUUCGACAUUUUCGUCUGGGAAGAAAAGGGGCAGACCUCCUGGUUCUUUAAAUAAACAACAUCACUAUCCCGCUGCUUCAGGUUCACCAGGAGUCGGGUUCAUGCCGCAUGUUCUCGAUAUUCAAUCUGGAGAGGAUGUGUUGGCAAAAUUAAUGUGGUUCUCGCAGAAUAGCACUAGAGCGCUCUGUGUUCUGUCAGCUAACGGUUCUGUAUCGAAUGUAACACUUCAGCAAUCAGCAACAUCUGGUGGAACUGUGACAUAUGAGGGACGAUUUGAGAUCCUCUCUCUUUCUGGCUCAUUUAUGCUGUCAGAUAUUGCUGGUCAACGUAGUAGAACGGGUGGCUUAAGUGUGGCGCUCUCUGGCCCUGAUGGCCGUGUUUUAGGUGGUAAUGUAGCUGGCCUUCUCACUGCGGCAGCACCUGUUCAGGUUAUUGUUGGUAGCUUUGUUCCUGCAAGUCAGAAGCAAACAAAAUCAAGAGGUAAUAACGAGGCAGAAGUUGUAAAUGCCCCUCUGAGCGAAUCCUCAGGUGGAGGGCUUGGAAGUCCUCUCGGCCACAGUAACAAUAGCAAUCCACAAGGCAUGGCUAGCAUGCCUUGGAGAUAAAUCCGUUUUCUUGUGUGCUGUAAGCAACAGAUCCCAGUAUUAGGAAAACUUUUUCUUUCGUAAAUUUAGUUUCUAAACUUAUUGUGUAAGCAUAGCUGCUUGGCCAGGCCCUAAGUCUUGAUUGAAUUCUUUGCGUAUUAGUAAUAAGGUGUGACCUGUAAGACGUCGCAUUGUAUCUUCCGAGGUUAAGAGUUUUAGUUUAAAAAUAGUCUAGAAUCAGUAUUUUUAUAGAACAUUGGCUUUUUCUGUUUAA